ACUAUAUAGUAGCUUCCAAAAGGAGAAAUAAUAGAAAACCAUCAACCAUAGUUAUAUAUUUUUAAGAAAAUCAUGUCUCACAUAGCCGUCGAGAGGAACAGGAGAAGACAAAUGAAUGAACAUCUCAAAGUUUUAAGGUCCUUGACCCCUUCUUUCUAUAUUAAAAGGGGAGACCAAGCAUCAAUAAUAGGGGGAGUUAUAGAAUUCAUCAAUGAAUUGCACCAAGUUCUUCAAUCUUUGGAAUCACAAAAGAGAAGGAAGAGUUUAAGCCCUAGCCCUGGUCCAAGUCCAAGAACACUUCAACCAACACUUCAUCAAUUUGAUAUCUCCUCGGGAGGAAUUGAUACUAAUGCUUUCAAGGAACUAGGUGCAAGUUGCAAUUCUUCAAUUGCGGAUGUAGAAGUGAAAAUUUCAGGUCCAAAUGUGAUUUUGAGAGUGAUUUCUCAUAGAAUUCAAGGUCAAGUUUCAAGGAUUAUAACUAUUUUAGAAAAUCUAUCAUUUGAAGUCCUUCAUCUUAACAUCAGUAGCAUGGAGGAGACCGUCCUAUAUCAAUUUGUAGUCAAGAUAGAGUUGGGAUGUCAACUAAGUUUGGAGGAACUUGCUAUGGAAGUACAACAAAGUUUUUGUUCAGAGGCUAUGAAGUUGAUUGCUGUGUGAGGAUAUAUUUUGCAUUUCAAAAGAGACUCCAUUUCCAAUCGUGUGUUCAUAAAAUAUAAGCAUGUGAGAGAGAUGCAUUCAACUAAACUAAUAAAUUAGUUUAUAAUAUACUCUCUUCUAAAUGAAAUAUAAAU
Molecule: messenger RNA, 791 nt
Organism: Cicer arietinum (chickpea)
Lineage: Eukaryota; Viridiplantae; Streptophyta; Magnoliopsida; Fabales; Fabaceae
Product: transcription factor MUTE
Biological process (GO): guard cell differentiation; positive regulation of DNA-templated transcription; stomatal complex development
Cellular component (GO): nucleus
Molecular function (GO): DNA-binding transcription factor activity; protein dimerization activity
Source: RefSeq, a predicted model, not a curated record